GGUUUCUCUCCGCAAGCGCGCGAUGCAGCGGGCGGCGGCGCUGGUCCGGCGGGGCUGUGGUCCCCGGACCCCCAGCUCCUGGGGCCGCAGCCAGAGCAGCGCGGCCGCCGAGGCCUCGGCGGUGCUCAAGGUGCGGCCCGAGCGCAGCCGGCGCGAGCGCAUCCUCACGCUGGAGUCCAUGAACCCGCAGGUGAAGGCGGUGGAGUACGCCGUGCGGGGACCCAUCGUGCUCAAGGCCGGCGAGAUCGAGCUCGAGCUGCAGCGGGUGAGCGCGCGCUGGGCCCCGGGGAGGCUGGGGCCGCUGAGCAAGGGAAAAACCGCAGCAGCCCCAGCUGGGGUCCUUCCCACGACGUCCACCCCCAUGGCCAGCUCCUCAGUCAGCCAAGCCUGGCUAAAACGAGAGAAUGCCCCCUCCCGCCCGUUCACUUACUGGUGCCCAGCACCGGGCACUCAGUGAGGCCUUGCAAUACGGUUCACUUGUUGAAUUGAAUUCGUCAAUUGUUGAGCGGGCCGUGCUGCCAGGCACCGCACGUUGUGUGUCUGCCCUACUCUCGUGGAACCAAGGUCCAGUGGAGAGAGGAACAUAAGCGAAUGAAGAAAGAAGCAAUAGAGUCUCAGUGAUAAGUUCUUGGAAAAAAGGUCUUUGCCAAUCCUGAUUCCCGGAAGAGAGUCGGCAGAAUUCCUUCCUUUAGGCCCCUCUGGAGCCUUGGCCGACCAGCCACUUCUGUGGUCUGGGGACAGUCACCGAGGUGGGGAACCAGAGAGUUGGGCCUGUCGGGCUUUGGGUAUCAAAAAGCCAUUCACAGAGGUCAUCCGAGCCAACAUCGGGGACGCCCAGGCUAUGGGGCAGCAGCCAAUCACCUUCCUCCGGCAGGUGAUGGCACUAUGCACCUACCCAAACCUGCUGGACAGCCCCAGCUUCCCAGAAGAUGCUAAGAAACGUGCCCGGCGGAUCCUGCAGGCUUGUGGCGGGAACAGCCUGGGUGAGGCCCCAACUUGCCAGGCCCCUAGGCGUGAAAUGAAUGAGUGUUCCCAGGCGGCCCCAGCCUCAAGCGGAGGGUCCUGCAUGCGAAUGGGGUCCUACAGUGCUAGCCAGGGUGUCAACUGCAUCCGUGAAGAUGUGGCUGCCUACAUCACCAGGAGGGAUGGCGGUGUGCCUGCGGACCCCGACAACAUCUACCUGACCACGGGAGCUAGUGACGGCAUUUCUACGAUCCUGAAGAUCCUCGUCUCCGGGGGCGGCAAGUCACGGACAGGUGUGAUGAUCCCCAUCCCACAAUAUCCCCUCUAUUCAGCUGUCAUCUCUGAGCUCGACGCCAUCCAGGUGAAUUACUACCUGGACGAGGAGAACUGCUGGGCGCUGAAUGUGAAUGAGCUCCGGCGGGCGGUGCAGGAGGCCAAAGACCACUGUGAUCCUAAGGUGCUCUGCAUAAUCAACCCUGGGAACCCCACAGGCCAGGUACAAAGCAGAAAGUGCAUAGAAGAUGUGAUCCACUUUGCCUGGGAAGAGAAGCUCUUUCUCCUGGCUGAUGAGGUGUACCAGGACAACGUGUACUCUCCAGAUUGCAGAUUCCACUCCUUCAAGAAGGUGCUGUACGAGAUGGGGCCCGAGUACUCCAGCAACGUGGAGCUCGCCUCCUUCCACUCCACCUCCAAGGGCUACAUGGGCGAGUGUGGUUACAGAGGAGGCUACAUGGAGGUGAUCAACCUGCACCCUGAGAUCAAGGGCCAGCUGGUGAAGCUGCUGUCGGUGCGCCUGUGCCCCCCAGUGUCUGGGCAGGCCGCCAUGGACAUUGUCGUGAACCCCCCGGUGGCAGGAGAGGAGUCCUUUGAGCAAUUCAGCCGAGAGAAGGAGUCGGUCCUGGGUAAUCUGGCCAAAAAAGCAAAGCUGACGGAAGACCUGUUUAACCAAGUCCCAGGAAUUCACUGCAACCCCUUGCAGGGGGCCAUGUACGCCUUCCCUCGGAUCUUCAUUCCUGCCAAAGCUGUGGAGGCUGCUCAGGCCCAUCAAAUGGCUCCAGACAUGUUCUACUGCAUGAAGCUCCUGGAGGAGACUGGCAUCUGUGUCGUGCCCGGCAGUGGCUUUGGGCAGAGGGAAGGCACUUACCACUUCAGGAUGACUAUCCUCCCUCCAGUGGAGAAGCUGAAAACGGUGCUGCAGAAGGUGAAAGACUUCCACAUCAACUUCCUGGAGAAGUACGCGUGAGGACGCCUGAGCCCCAGCGGGAGACCUGUCCUUGGCUCUUCCUCCCAAUGCCCGUCAGGCUGAACUCGCCUCCCCCGUGACUCUGCCUCGGGCCUCGCAGAGGCCGCUGGUCACUUCGUCAUCAUUUUGCCCCUGGAGACGUCUUUCUUUGUGCCUUGAUGUUGAGAGCGCCUCUCUUUUGAGCAAACAAGCAUUCUAUAUGCAACCAGAGUAGAGGGGACCUGCUCAGCAGGUGUGACCAGGGUUCUCUGAAUCUGUUAUUGUUUUUGCUUCUGGAAAGUUCAUUUGGGGUUUACAACAACUAGGAUGUGUUGGGUGAGAUGUUUCAGAUCUGGAGAAAUGAGCAGGUGUCGGGAAAUGUGUGACUUAACCGUGGUGAGGGCUGGAAAUCCAAACUCACCACCAUGAUCUGUGAAAUAAAGCCCUUAGCGGUGUGAAGCAUCCGGUCCUUUGAACAGAAGGGCCUGGAAGGCCCCUGGGGCUGAGAAAGGGUCCGCCCGGUGGCCUGGAGGCAGGCGCCGGGAGCGCAGUAGCACGUGGACUGGGCAGGAUGUUGCACUAGCUUGGGGUAGAUGCUGGGGGCUGCGGCCACGGUCAGAGGGCCCCACUGUGAGGCGUGGGUGUGAGCCAGGCUGCAGGAGGAACUGGGCCUCCGCUUCCCAGCAACGCAGCCAGGCCUGAGAAUUCUGUGCGCCCGGCGGGCUUUGGGAAUGAGGGGUUCCCUUGAACAUGCGUAGGCUGGAACCCCGUCUGAGAGGUCUCCCUGAAUUUCAGUGACACAUAGUGCAGCCCGGCAGUGUCCCACUUCCGUGGAGAGAGCCGCUGGAAUGGUGUGGACCCAUCCCGCGGGUGACCGGUGCCUGUUCUCCCCUGACCGAGCCUGUGAGCACAUCGCCCCCUGCUGGCGACAGCGGGGAAAUGAGGGCUGAAAAUAUCCUCCCCACAAGGGCAAUCCCCGGGACCUGCCGAGCAGCCAAGGCCCUGUCCUUUCUUGAAUGGUGGCGAGCUGAAUCUGGUCGGUUUCCUAGCUUUUAGGUGGUAAAAGUGCCUGGCAGCUUGGCUGCCGUGGAGGAGUCAGUCGUGGUUGGAGGUUCAUUGCCGUGCUUUCAUGCAGAGUGUUUUGCCUUCAUGUUAGCUUCCGGCUCCCCUCCCAGGCUGCAGACUCUGACCUGUGGCAUCAGGCUUCUCCCAGUACAGGAGGGUGCCAUCCCCCAGCAUGCGGCUUCUCUGCCAUUAGCAGCCCUGGGCGGGCCGACCACACUCGAGGCUGCGGUGCUACGGGCUUAGCCCUCGCCUCCCUCACUGGGAGCUUCCCCAUCCUCCCUGCCUUCCCCAGUGGGAAGUUAGGGAAGCUCAGGAGCCUGGGACCCCGCAUGUCCCAAAAUGGGAUUGGAGAAGCUGGAGAGAAAGCAGAAGAGGCCGAGGAGUGAGGCAGCAGCCUCUAUGCUGUGAUUUCCACACCGGGUCCGUGCAGAGGAAACAGAAACUCCCAACUGUCCUUACCCACCGACAUCACAGCCCCUAUGAAGAAAGUAGCCACAAUCUCAAAUAACAAAAGGGAAUGUUCUAAAACUUUUUCUUCCUUAAAAAAUGGAGAAAAUUGCACUUGUGCUUGCUGUGUGGUAUAUAAACCAGGAUUAGUCCCAGGGUCGUGAGGUUUCUGGUGAAAAGGUUAAAUCGUAGAAGCUAGUAUAUUUUUUAUAUUUUUGUAACAAUUGCUUUUUUCAUGGGGGAGGCGGGGUUAGUAUUUAUAGUCCUAACAAGUCCAGUAAUUUUUUAUAAAUCUUCAGAUUAUAAACAGCCCCUAAAAACUUUACAACGUUUACACAGUUUUUUAAAAAGAGACUGUAUACACUUGAUUUGCUUUCAAAAUAAAUAAGGUCAGCUAGUCUAGGAGGUUAACGUCGGGUAGGAAUGCUGAUCAUGAUAGGUUUGGUUUUCUACAGAUUCUGUUCCGGUGCCUUUCCUAUCCAGGCACCACCUGAGAAAGUUGUCAUUUGAGGUCGCACUUGGAAGUUACAUCUGUGAAGUUUCUGUCAUUCGUCCAGAUCUGUGUGUGUAGCAUGUGCUGAGGAAGCACGUGCUGGGCUGUGCCUCAGACAGUGCAUCACCGGGCACCCAGAGGCUUGCCUGGCUAUUCCUGUUCUGGUGUGUGUGGAGUGUUGGGGAGGAACAGAUGCAGAUCAACCUGUGGCUGUUUUCCCGUCUAGGUUCUCACAGGUAUCUCCUGACAGAGGUACUUAACAAUGGCUCUGCUGGAAAUUUCUAUAAAUAAAAUGUCCAAAAUGGUGA
Messenger RNA from Homo sapiens (human), 4498 nucleotides. It is a transcript of the gene GPT2, whose product is annotated as glutamic--pyruvic transaminase 2. Gene Ontology annotation, molecular function: pyridoxal phosphate binding; transaminase activity; L-alanine:2-oxoglutarate transaminase activity. Gene Ontology annotation, cellular component: mitochondrial matrix. The transcript has 12 exons. NCBI's taxonomy places the organism in Eukaryota, Metazoa, Chordata, Mammalia, Primates, Hominidae. Bases 842 to 2206 code for a protein of 454 amino acids. The record is from RefSeq and is a predicted model, not a curated record. Gene Ontology annotation, biological process: L-alanine biosynthetic process; L-alanine catabolic process.